This is a messenger RNA of Seminavis robusta, 1480 nucleotides long. NCBI's taxonomy places the organism in Eukaryota, Bacillariophyta, Bacillariophyceae, Naviculales, Naviculaceae. The record is from the annotation of a GenBank genome assembly.
UUUCAUGAUUGACGGGCUCGGCCCUCUACGACUCAACAGACACAGCUUUCCCUCAUCCUGAAGAAAGUGGAGACCUACAUCCAACUCUACUAGCCUUCACGAUUGAAUACGCGCCAUGUGUGUUUACCAAAUUCACUGGCUUUCUUGGCGACAUCGAACGAUCGAGUGGCUCACAAUGGCCAAGCCACCGCAUCAAUCCGCCUUCCUAACAAGUACUGUACCCCUCCUGUCUCCGUCUUGCUAGAGAUCUAGCAUCGAAUUCAGUUUUAGUCGCUCUAUCUUGAUAUUGUAUCCAGGCAAAAAAGACAAUAUGCUGUCGGCAUCCGCAAAGUUAGCAACGAGAAAGUUGGUCGGGUCCAACCGAAUCAGUGCGGCAGUUCCAAUACCAACCCAAGCAUUCAGCACAUCUUCGGCACGUCACGAGGAGGAGGAAAACGUUGCUGUGUUGCAUUUGAACAAUUUGCAGGAUAAUCCUGGAGCUGUGAAAACGAAACGCCGCGUGGGACGAGGAAUUGGUUCUUCGAAAGGAAAGACGGCCGGAAAAGGUCACAAGGGACAGCGAGCUCGGAAUCGUAGCAGUAUCCCCACUGGAUUUGAAGGUGGACAGACCAAGUUCUGGAAGCUGCUACCCAAAAAGGGCUUCAACAACACGUAUCAUCGAAAGAAAAAUUUGGCUGAUAUGGAGGUCCUCAAUUUGGGAACCAUUCAAGAUUACAUUGAUAUGGGACGAUUGAAACUAUCAGACGACAACAACACUGUCUUGGGAGUUGCAGAUUUUAUCCAGGCUGGAAUUUUCAAGGAUAAGGCGUCCAUGCACGGUGUCAAGCUAUUGGCAAAGGGAAAGGAAAGGUUCCAUUCUCCUGUGCGUCUUGUGGUCAACAGAGCCAGCGAGGAUGCCAUUGAACACACAGAGAACGUAGGAGGACAAGUGACAACAACGCACUACAAUAGGCUGGGAAUGAAAUCCUUGAUUCGGCCAGAAAGUUUCAUGCAAGUGGCCUCAGAGGAACAAGACCCUGUAUAUCUGCUUCCAAAGCAGGCACGGCCUCCUCCCAAAUAUCAACCCUACUAUACUAGUUGGAAGAACAGAGGGUAUCUGUGUCCUCAAGUGCAAAUGAGAGAGUGGUUAGAUGCGAGGCCAGAACAAAAGGAGGCUUUCGAAAAGGCUCUCGAGAGCAAAGUCAAGGAGGAUUCAUGAACCUAAUAAGUUUCCUUUCCAGCUUCAUUACUACUACUUGUUACUAGCUAGACAAGAGCAUUUCUACAAUCAGUACGAAAGCAAAUUCAAGGUUAACAUGACAACGUAUCGUAGUGGUAGCCGUAAUCGUCGCUCCGCAUUGCAGUCUACAGUUGUCACUAUUGAAACGACACCGAAACUCUUCUAGCUGCUGGAUAAAGAUCUGAUCUUACAUCGAUUAUUAUAGUGAUCCAUAAGUUUCGCCUCUACCGUAGCUAGAUAAGCACAGGUACCUUACUCAAC